Molecule: messenger RNA, 2168 nt
Organism: Pomacea canaliculata
Lineage: Eukaryota; Metazoa; Mollusca; Gastropoda; Architaenioglossa; Ampullariidae
Exons: 6
Coding region: 326-1114 (262 amino acids)
Source: RefSeq, a predicted model, not a curated record
CAACUUCAAAUAUCCCACUAAUUACUACAUAAUUAAUGAUUAAAUUCAAGGAAAAUCCUGAAAGUAUCAAGUUUAAAGAAGGCGCCACUGCAACUAUCUUCUAAAUAUAGAAUGUUUAUACCUUCCUUCAUCUCUGUGUGUGCUGCUAGUUAGUAAUGAAAUAAGCGAUCAAACCACAUGUUUGUGUUCGUCUUCUAUCCUCCCACAUGCUACUGCUCAAAGAGAAUACUUAGUGAAAGACAUCAGGAAUAACUGGCAUUGCAAAGACGGCAACUAAGAAGUCGUCCAUUGUCUACGAGGACCAUCGAAAACAAAGAAAUGAAGAAUGUCUCUAAACACAACCGAAAGUAAAAUCAAAUUAACAGAAACCACAGGAGAACCUCUGUCUGAGACUCACCGCUUUGGCAUCGACGAUCUUCCCUUGUUCGCCAUCUACAUACUCAUCGCAGCUGGAUCGUGCAUAGGAACUCUCCUGAUCUCUUUUAUCGUCCAAAAGAUCGUCAGCUACAUCAAAAGACGAGACGAAAGGAAUAACCUUCUUGAGGAGAUAUCCGAAAGAUCUGAACCAGAGGGUAGCAGCGUCGAUUGUCGGGUGCUGGGUCGCUCAGUUCGCAGGAUGCCGGAGAGACGGUUAGAACAGAUCUACGCCAACGUUUCCAUGGAGAAUGCUUCCAUAUACAGUAAUAUGAAUGCUCCUACCCAGCCACCCAUGAAGCCCAAUACAGCAGACGACAAGGACGCAGAUGAUUACAUCAACAUGGAGAUGAACCCUUGUCCUCCGACAAAAAAGUUGCCGGCGUGUAGCCCUGAGGUACAGCUAAACGACAUCUCGAUAGACAUGUACAUACCACCUUUCAAGUUACAUUCCGCACCAGAUGGCUCACCUCCAGGGCAGCUUUCCCCCGAGGCAGGCGCACAAACCAAAGACCUUACCCUUGAGCAAGAUUAUGUUCUCUCAAUUGAUGACAGCUUAGAAGCCGUCCGUUGCGGUCGCGAGUACGUGAACGUAGAAAUCACGAACAGCAAUGGAGGUCAGAACAGUUCAGAGGGUCAGGGUUCAAAGCCAGAUAGUGGCGACAUUUACACAGCUGUUAAACCAGCUAAAAAAAGAUGAGAGGAAAAAAAAAAAAAGAAAGGAAUUUUACCCACCAUUGGAAACAGUUUUAUAUUCACAUGAGAGUGUUUAAAACGUUUUAUGCCAGUGUGAUGGUGUGGCUUUCAGGAUGAAAUCGUUCUUCUGAGAGUGUCUGACGAUGCAGGUAGCCCAAAGCGUGUUAUUAUGUGUGUCCAAUAUGUUUACAUCUUUAUGAAAUCCGUUCUUUCUUCGUGUCUCACCUGGUAGCACGGUUAGUUUACUAUAAUCACCGAUUCACCCUCUUAAAUUCAUAGAAACUCUAAUACAUGGAAAUGCUACACGAACAGCCAUGCACCCGACCCCAAAUGUCUCUACAUCCUUAUACUUUGGACUUGUGUAAUGACUCAGGCAGGUAUAAAUAUCUGUCGUGGCAAGGCCGGGAAAAUUAUUUUCGGUUCGACAGGUAAUUCUUACUUCCUAGUUGCAGGUGAGUUCAUGCACGAACCUCUCUAGUUGCGUGUUUGUACCUGCUCCACUCCUGUAGUCAGGGUUAGUUGUUGUGCUGGUGGUCGUGGUAGUGCGUGUGUGUCUGCGUGUGUAUGUGUCUGCGUGCCGACUCUUAUUACUGUGUGUGUGAGAGAGAGAGAAUGUUUGCGGUUUAGAAGGACAUUGUGUUAGGUAAUACAGAUAAUCCAUUCAUCUUGUUGUCUAUACAUUUUGUCUCUUCCUUUUCAUGCUUAUUCACCUAAAAACCAUGAGAAUGUUUAUACAUAAAUAUAUCUCUAUAUAUACACUAAUAAAUUCAGGUAUACGUAUAAACAUUCAAGCAUGCAUACACAGGCACUCAAUCAGGUAGGCAGAUGAUAAUUCUAUAAACUUGUUUACUGUCUUCUUUUUAUUUUGACAAUCAAUUUUCAGUAUUAAGGAAAACACAGAUUUUCCUUCUUUAUCAGUUGUGAUGUUGUAUCAAAUGACUCUAGUAAUCUUUAGGUUGCAUUGCAUGAGGAAAUGAUGUGUUACUAUUGAAAUUCAUUAUUACAUGACUCUACAGGAUGCUACAUCACUGUGCUGGUUCAAUAAAAUUAUUUUUCUC